Kazachstania africana CBS 2517 is the source of this 729-nucleotide messenger RNA. It is a transcript of the gene NCW2, whose product is annotated as Ncw2p. NCBI's taxonomy places the organism in Eukaryota, Fungi, Ascomycota, Saccharomycetes, Saccharomycetales, Saccharomycetaceae. The transcript has a single exon. Bases 1 to 729 code for a protein of 242 amino acids. The record is from RefSeq and is a predicted model, not a curated record.
AUGAAAACUAAUACAAAAUAUUUAAUCGCUGGUACUUUCCUUCUCUCUUUGGUAAGUGCAAUUUCAGAUGAAUCCGGUUCUCUAGAUUCAGCCGAAAGCUCAUCUAAUAGUUCUUCAGAAUAUUCAUCCGGCGCUGAAGCCAGUUCCGGUGAAUCUACUAAUGAUUCUAGCGAUUCUUCAGAAUCUACCGAGGAGACUACUGUCGAAAAAAGUGCUGCUUCAGUCUAUUCCAGUCAAGCCGCAGCAACUUCCGAAGAAGCAUAUCAAUAUUCAGCCACCAGUGCUGUCACUAAGACAGCCACAACUACAGCAGCAGAAUUCGCUGUCGAACCAAGCGCAACUGUAAUAACGACCAAUGCAAUGGGUGAGACUACUACUGAAUAUUUCUGGUACAACAUAAAUUCCGAAACGACAGAUGCAGCCUCGAGCACCGUAGGACAAAGUACUGAAUUAGAGUCCUCUGUCACCGAAAUAAUAGAAUCUUCUGCUGCUACGUCUACAGGUUCUGCCACUGCUUCUGCCAAGGAAGUUACCACAUUGUCAAACUCCAGUGAAGGGAUAACGGCUUCAGCUACGAGUUCAUCGAAAAGUAAAAGUACUACAAAAUCUAGCACAAGUAGUAAAAAAUCUUCAUCGACAGCUUCGGUAAAGAGUUCUAGUUCAAACGGUGUAGCAUCCAAUGGAGUAAGUACAGGUCUAGUUUUAUUGGCUGGUUACCUUCUUUUAUAG